Molecule: messenger RNA, 3703 nt
Organism: Anoplopoma fimbria (sablefish)
Lineage: Eukaryota; Metazoa; Chordata; Actinopteri; Perciformes; Anoplopomatidae
Gene: angptl1b
Product: angiopoietin-like 1b
Exons: 5
Coding region: 155-1609 (484 amino acids)
Biological process (GO): cell surface receptor protein tyrosine kinase signaling pathway
Source: RefSeq, a predicted model, not a curated record
GAGUGAGAGUAAGAGGAGGAGAAUGGAGAGCAUGAACCUGCAUAGGAAACGCAACUGAGACAUCAAGCCGUGUCUAACCUGCACCUCCUGGGCUGCUGACUGAACUCACUGACACAGAUCUUUAGCUUGUUUGUUGAUAGAGGGAGGAGGAACCAUGGGACCUAGAACAUGGAGCAUAUUUAUUUUGUUUUGUCUGUCUUUCUGGGGCGACAGCCAAGCCCUCACAAAGCACCCCAUCCUCUCCAGGAUACGAAGGGCUCCAGAGGCCAAUGGAGAAAGCAAGAAGUGCUCCUACACCUUCCUGGUUCCUGAGCAGAAGAUCACAGGACCCAUCUGUGCCGCCCGCGGAUAUUCAAACGACAAGGACCGAGUGACGCGCCUGGAUGUGGCUUCAGUGCGCGACCUUCUGUCGAAGCAGCGUAGGGAGAUGGAGACCCUGAAGCUGGUGGUGGAUGUGGACGGCAACUUGGUGAAUGAGAUGAAGCUGUUGAGGAAAGAGAGCAGGAACAUGAACUCUAGAGUGACCCAGCUCUACAUGCAACUGCUGCACGAGAUCAUCAGGAAGAGGGAUAACUCGCUAGAGCUGGCACAGCUGGAGACACGGAUCCUCAACGCAACCACAGAGUCCCUGCGCCUGGGAUCCAGGUACAGGGAACUGGAGGCCAAAUACGCAGCCCUGUCUGCAGUAGUGAACAACCAGUCAGUGCUGAUUGGAGCCCUGGAGGAGCGCUGUAUGCAGGUGUACAGCCGCAGACAUGACCAGCCACCCUUGGGACCUCCACUUGUGCAGGUGGUGCCCGAGAACAUUCCUGUUAAUGUGCCACGUUUCACCAAUGAGAUCCAGAGGGACAACAGCCGAGGCUUGCCCCGGGAAAGGGGCUCUCGCUCUGGGCCGUCACCCACAAGUGGCACCUUGGAAGUUCAGAAACCUCCACAUAGAAACUUCAGCACUGAAGGCCUGUUCAGAGACUGUCUCGCGGCGCAGGAAGCUGGCCACAGCACCAGCGGCAUGUACCUGAUCAGACCAGACGAAGCAGAGAGGCCUGUCCAGGCCUGGUGUGAACAGGAUAUAGACAACGGGGGCUGGACCGUAAUCCAGAGCAGGAGAGACGGCUCUGUUAACUUCUUCAGGAACUGGGAUAACUACAAGAGCGGCUUUGGCAACAUAGACGGGGAAUACUGGCUCGGUCUGGAAGGCAUCUACAACCUGGGGAGGCAGGGGGACUACAAGCUGCUGGUGGAGCUGGAGGAUUGGAUGGACAAGAAGGUCUACGCUCAGUACAGCAGCUUCCAUCUAGAGCCUGAGAGCGAGGGUUUCCGCCUGCGGCUGGGCACCUACCAGGGCAACGCCGGGGACUCCCUGAGCAGCCACAACGGCAAACCGUUCACUACUCUGGAUCGAGACAAGGAUGCAUUCUCAGGUAACUGUGCCCAUUUCCACAAAGGAGGCUGGUGGUACAACGCUUGCGGCCAAGCCAAUCUUAACGGUGUCUGGUACACCGGAGGCGUUUACCGCAGCAAAUUCCAAGAUGGGAUCUUCUGGGCGGACUACGGCGGAGGCUUCUACUCUAUGAAGUCUGUCCGUAUGCUGAUCAGGCCCAUCGACUGAGGAGAUACUGUAAGCCAGGCUGGUCCAGGGGUAACUGUGGAGGCCUGGGGCAAACUUGAACCUCAUUCUGUGACUGUAUAUGUCAUCAGCAAUUGGUUGAUCCUAGACAGAAGAACUACACCAAUGGAGAUUACCAACCAGCAGUAGUGACUUGAACUGCAUCCCGUUACAGACAUGAACUCUGCGGGAAACAUUGUUCUCUUUAUAUCAUAAUAGAUACACAUAGAGGGAUUUAGGGGACAUGAGGACUAUUUAAAGUAAGCCAUACAGCUCUUUUAAUAACCAAAUACAUAUGUUGUUGAAGGGAUAUUUAAGGCCAAUUUGCAGCUAAAUAAUGCAAGCUGUCUGUCUAACUAAGAGACCGCAGUGUUUUCCUCAUUACUAGGUCCCCCCCAUUGAGACGAGGCACCACAUCCUAACAGACAUUCACUGAUAUUGAUGUCCUUCAUAAGCUUUAGCAUAACAGGAUCUAAAUGCAGCUUUUCCUACCUCGCCAAGAUAAACGUGUGGGUGAAAUGCUCAUACAUGGUGCUUAACUUGUGCUAUGAGCUGGAAAAUGCAUUUUUUUAAUACCUAUAUUGAUCUAUUUAGACUCCUUAUCUAUUUCCAUAUCUGAAAAGGCCAACAUUGUAAGGAGUUGGAGAAACAAAGGGUGUUUUAAGACAUGGAAUAUGUACAAUUGAUUACACAAAAAUUGUCUCUCUCUGCACUUAAAAUGACCUUUAUACUGUAUGUUAAACUACUUUUUGACCAGAAACGAUAAUUUAUGUGUACAAUUAACUUAUCAUAACAGUGAAAAGGGCCAGGUGUCCUGAGGGAACAGUAAACGAUCCUACAGAAAAUAGAACUAAUUUCCUCCACUGUUUAAAUGACAAUCAUUCUGAAAGUGUGCUUGCACGUAUGAAAAUUGCUGUUGUAUGUUUUUCUCAUUUGGCUCUUGAUUAAAUUUCAGUAUGACUCUGGGAAAACGAGCAUUGUUGGAGGGAAAAAAAGAUGGAAUUAAGUUGUGUUUUGUUUGGUUUUGCGAGCACAAAAAAUAUGCCAACCAAGCGUGUUGAGAGUUAUAGGCAAUGGGACAGACAACGAGAAACACAUUGCUGAAAGCCAGACAGGAUGAAGAAAGAAAAAAGAGAGGAGAGAGGAGGGAGGGGAGCGGGAUGAACGGAGAUGGAAAUUUUCCAAAUUUCCAAGUUAUUUUCCCCCCUCUUCCUUUUAAAUACACAGACAUUUACAUUCUUUCCACACAAAAGUGCUUAAACUGUAUGUUUUUGUAAAAUAUCUUUCAUUGACAAAGUCACGGCAGCUCUCUGUAAUCACCGUUAUGGAAGGAAAGCGGCAUCCUUUUGGGGAAACCAUUCGAGAGGGGAGGGGAGCUGGGGGGUUUUUUGUUUGUUUUUUAACUUGUGGUUCGGCUUUUAACAACAUCCAACAGUCUUUGGACUUUCAGUUAAAAAUAUAACCUCAUGUUGUUCUGUAUUUCUUAAUGACCACAAAGUCCCUCACACCCAUCUCUUUAACAAACAUUUAUAAAGCAACAAAACACAAAGCAAGGAGACCGGUCAAACCCAGCUCAACAUGGAAACAUGUUUAUGAACAUGUAAAAAAGCAGCAUCCAAUAAAAACUACGUUAUAAUGUUAAAAUUAAACUGUAAUGAAAGCUGAAACCAUUGAGUCACAAUUCUUGGUAGAACAAUAGUACACAACUGACUGUGAAUAAACGGAGAACAUUUAGGGUCACUUCAGAGGACAUUCUUGUUCUUUCGGAUUUUAAAGGAACUCCUUUCAUGUGCCAUGCUGGUUUAUAACCAAGUCGUAAUUAGUGCUUGACUUGUUUGUUUUUAACCUUUGUUUCAGAUUACAUGCCCAUUCCAAACAUGUGUUGUGGGUGUGAGUCACAGAGAUGAAAUGUUGCUAUUUUUCCAGCAGACACUGUUGGUCUACAGAGGGAAUUUAAUUGCAUUUAUCAGAAAUAAGAGUUCUAUUAAAUGUGCGUGACUGUAUGCCUUGUGUUGGCGUGAAAAUGUCUCAAGGAGACGGAUGAGUACAUGGCAGAGGCAUCUCGCUUCAAGUGGUGACACAUUCUUUUGAUGACUG